Messenger RNA from Impatiens glandulifera, 585 nucleotides. RefSeq names its product membrane magnesium transporter-like. The transcript is spliced from 4 exons. Lineage: Eukaryota; Viridiplantae; Streptophyta; Magnoliopsida; Ericales; Balsaminaceae. The record is from RefSeq and is a predicted model, not a curated record. Gene Ontology annotation, cellular component: Golgi apparatus; early endosome; plasma membrane. Bases 92 to 415 code for a protein of 107 amino acids.
AACCGGCUAGAGAAAUAGAACAGAGCCAAAAGUCGCGUUCUCCCCUGUUACCGGAGAUCAAGCCGUCCGCCGUUCAUCGCUAAGAAGAAUCAUGGAUUUAGGCUUCGCCGUCGGUGCUCUCGGUGUAAUCAUCCUCUUUCACUCCAUCUAUUCAACAAUCCAGUACAAGACUAUGCUCAAAUUCACUGAGGACGAAUUUUCUGGACCUCCGAUGAAUGUUUUCAUGGAGUUAAGUAUCGGAUUGGUGCUUUGUCUUUGGGCAUCACUUGCUGUUCCAGCUAAGUUUCAAUCUAUACUUCCUAAUUCAGAUGAGAAUAGGAUUGUUAGCUUACCGGAAAAUUUGGACUUCAUGAUAUUUAACCAUCGCGGAAGAGUGGUGUUUCCUUUGGAAGUUGCUACGCAGUUGAAGAAGUAAUCUUAUUAGUUCUUAUAUGUAAUUGUAGACGCUGUUGAAUUCAUCAUCAUCAUCAUCACCACGGUUUUUGUACUAUCGAUAGCAUUCAAUGUACUCUAAAUACAAUUAAUCACGGUUUUUGUCCUCGAUUAUGCAAAGACUUUGUAAUUGAUAAAAGUUGUAUGCUUCAA